AUGCCGUCCGACGCUAAGAAAAAGCAGCAGCAAAAAAAGAAGGAGGCUGCCAAGGCAAGGCAAGCAGGCAACAAGAAAGCUGGCCAAGUCAACCAAACCAAAUCUGCUGACGAUAGCAAGGAACAGAGUCCUGCUCCAGGAACUGUUCAAAAUGGAACCAAUGGAACACCUCUUAGUGCUGAAGAGGCGCUAUGUCUGAAGCUUGAAACAGAUGCCAGGCUCAAUGCAGAGGCUCGUUCGUGUACAGGAUCUUUGGCAUCUCAUCCUCGUAGCAGAGAUAUAAAGAUAUCCAAUUUCUCUAUAACCUUCCAUGGCUGUGAACUCUUGCAAGAUACCAUGUUAGAAUUGAAUUGUGGUAGACGUUAUGGAUUAUUGGGUCUUAAUGGUUCUGGAAAGUCUACCUUGCUGUCUGUAGUUGGGAACCGCGAAGUACCUAUUCCGGAACAGAUUGAUAUUUUCCAUCUGACAAGAGAGAUGCCAGCUAGCAAUAAAACUGCACUCGAGUGUGUAAUGGAGGUCGAUGAGGAACGUGUCCGUCUAGAAAAACUGGCUGAAGAGCUAAUCAAUUGCGAUGAAGAAGAUGCGCAGGAACAGCUUAUGGAUGUUUAUGAACGAUUAGACGAUAUGGCUGCGGAUACGGCGGAGGCUCGUGCUGCUCAUUUACUAUAUGGUCUGGGUUUUACUCCUAAGAUGCAAAGGAUGCCAACAAAAGACUUUUCAGGAGGUUGGCGUAUGCGCAUCGCUCUUGCCAGAGCUCUGUACGUGAAACCUCACUUGCUCCUAUUAGACGAGCCCACUAAUCAUCUUGAUUUAGAUGCCUGUGUCUGGCUUGAAGAAGAAUUGAAGACCUAUAAAAGAAUUCUCGUGAUUAUAUCUCACUCGCAAGAUUUCCUUAAUGGUAUCUGUACCAAUAUUAUUCAUGUAAACAAAAAGCAAUUGAAGUAUUACACUGGUAACUACGAGGCCUUCAUCAAGACUAGAAUGGAACUACUCGAAAAUCAAGCUAAACAAUACAACUGGGAGCAGGAUCAAAUUGCGCAUAUGAAGAACUAUAUUGCCCGAUUCGGUCACGGAUCAGCUAAGCUGGCUAGGCAAGCUCAAUCCAAGGAGAAAACUUUAGCUAAAAUGGUUGCCCAGGGCCUUACAGAAAAGGUCACUAGUGAUAAAAUUCUCAACUUCUACUUCCCAUCCUGUGGAACAAUUCCUCCUCCGGUCAUCAUGGUGCAGAAUGUCAGUUUCCGUUACACAGACGAUUCGCCCUGGAUCUAUAAGAAUCUGGAGUUCGGUAUUGACCUGGACACCAGACUCGCUCUAGUAGGACCAAACGGAGCUGGAAAGAGUACACUUCUUAAAUUGCUCUACGGUGACCUGGUGCCAAGUAGCGGAAUGAUCCGUAAGAAUAGCCAUCUUCGUAUAGCAAGGUACCACCAGCAUCUGCAUGAACUGCUGGAUCUAGACGUAUCACCCUUAGACUAUAUGAUGAGGGCUUUUCCUGACGUUAAGGAACGUGAAGAAAUGCGAAAGAUCAUUGGCCGCUACGGAUUGACGGGCCGUCAACAGGUCUGUCCAAUUCGUCAACUUUCUGACGGUCAGCGGUGCCGAGUAGUAUUUGCCUGGUUAGCUUGGCAAGUUCCACACCUGCUACUCAUGGACGAACCUACUAAUCAUCUUGACAUGGAAACAAUUGACGCUCUUGCAGAUGCUAUCAAUGAUUUCGAUGGCGGUAUGGUGCUGGUCUCUCACGACUUCAGACUUAUCAAUCAGGUGGCAGAAGAAAUUUGGGUGUGUGAGAAUGAAACGGUGACCAAGUGGCAGGGCGGUAUCUUGGACUAUAAGGAACAUCUGAAGAAUAAGGUGUUAAAGGAUAAUCAGAAGAGACAGAAGGACUUUGCAAGUCGAGGCCAAUAAAUUCUUCGGGUGUUUUAAUAUUUUUUAAAUGUCCUUCGGGUCUUUUUCCCAUUUUCCAUCGCACUCCUCCUCCUUCUCCUCUUUCUCUGUAGAAAAUAUAAUCAAGAAUUGAACCGCCAACACCGUUUCGAAGUGCGCUGCUGUGUAGCGUAAUGGUGGUUUGAAACCUACUUAGUUAAUUUAUUUAAAUGAUAAAUCAAUAAUAUCCGAAACGCUGACAGAUAUUGCCGAUUCAGGACACUCGCGUUGUCACGCUACUUUACUGGAUCAUACGAUUAUUGUCACGAAAUUAUACAGAUAAAAAAUUUAAGGUAAUUGCUAAAUGUUCAUGAAAUACACUGAAUGGAGUAAGGAAAAUAAAUUUGUCGCAAUUCUUUUUUCAA
Messenger RNA from Cephus cinctus (wheat stem sawfly), 2291 nucleotides. RefSeq names its product ATP-binding cassette sub-family F member 2. Lineage: Eukaryota; Metazoa; Arthropoda; Insecta; Hymenoptera; Cephidae. The transcript is spliced from 6 exons. The coding region runs from base 1 to 1908 and encodes 635 amino acids. Gene Ontology annotation, molecular function: ATP binding; ATP hydrolysis activity. The record is from RefSeq and is a predicted model, not a curated record.